This is a messenger RNA of Passer domesticus (house sparrow), 1228 nucleotides long. It is a transcript of the gene SLC25A5, whose product is annotated as solute carrier family 25 member 5. Bases 94 to 990 code for a protein of 298 amino acids. NCBI's taxonomy places the organism in Eukaryota, Metazoa, Chordata, Aves, Passeriformes, Passeridae. Gene Ontology annotation, molecular function: ATP:ADP antiporter activity. Gene Ontology annotation, cellular component: mitochondrial inner membrane. The record is from RefSeq and is a predicted model, not a curated record. Gene Ontology annotation, biological process: mitochondrial ATP transmembrane transport; mitochondrial ADP transmembrane transport; negative regulation of mitochondrial outer membrane permeabilization involved in apoptotic signaling pathway. The transcript has 4 exons.
CGGCCCCUAUAUUAACGGCCAUUGCGGCGCCCCCUCAGCGCCGCCUCCCGCCUCCUCCGCCCGGCAUCGCCUCCCGCUCGCGCCGCUCCCGCCAUGACCGAUGCGGCCGUGUCCUUCGCCAAGGAUUUCCUUGCCGGCGGGGUGGCGGCCGCCAUCUCCAAGACCGCCGUCGCGCCCAUCGAGAGGGUCAAGCUGCUGCUGCAGGUGCAGCACGCCAGCAAGCAGAUCUCCGCCGACAAGCAGUACAAGGGCAUCAUCGACUGCGUGGUGCGCAUCCCGCGGGAGCAGGGCAUCCUCUCGUUUUGGCGCGGCAACCUGGCCAAUGUGAUCCGCUACUUCCCCACCCAGGCCCUCAACUUCGCUUUCAAGGAUAAGUACAAGGAGAUCUUCCUGGGCGGCGUGGACAAGCGAACCCAGUUCUGGCGGUACUUCGCCGGGAACCUGGCAUCCGGGGGCGCCGCCGGCGCGACCUCCCUGUGCUUCGUGUACCCCCUUGACUUUGCCCGAACCCGCCUGGCAGCGGAUGUGGGUAAAGCCGGGGCCGACCGCGAGUUCAGUGGGCUCGGUGACUGCCUGGUCAAAAUCUUCCGCUCAGAUGGCCUCCGGGGCCUGUACCAGGGCUUCAGCGUCUCUGUGCAGGGCAUCAUCAUCUACAGAGCCGCCUACUUCGGCAUCUACGACACCGCCAAGGGCAUGCUUCCAGACCCAAAGAACACCCACAUUGUUGUCAGCUGGAUGAUCGCUCAGAGCGUCACUGCUGUGGCUGGUUUGGUGUCCUACCCUUUUGACACGGUUCGUCGGCGCAUGAUGAUGCAGUCUGGCCGGAAAGGAGCUGACAUAAUGUACUCUGGCACUCUUGACUGCUGGCGGAAGAUUGCCCGGGAUGAGGGCUCCAAGGCCUUUUUCAAAGGUGCAUGGUCAAACGUACUCCGAGGAAUGGGCGGUGCUUUUGUCUUAGUCCUGUAUGAUGAAAUCAAGAAGUAUACAUAAGUUGUUUCCUGUUGUGAACUGGCAUGUUGUUCUGUGUAGUCUAUGACUGUUCAUGGACUUGUUUGAAAACCAUCUAGUUACUAAACAGUGGCAGCUGAUGUUUGUACAGGUUGGCAUGGGGCAGGGGUGGCUGCUUGCCCUGUCUUUAUCAAACUAUUCCCCCUGAUGGGACUCAUGAUGGUUUCUAUUUCAGUCACUCUUGCUUAAAAAGUACAGAGAAAUAAAAAUCUGAAACCAA